AUGACGACACCGUGGGACAAUGCCAGGCCCAAUCUUGGCAAAAUGUCCCAUGAGACGUUGGUAACGCUCAAGGUUGGCUCUGAAGCAAAGCGCUUUCUGAUCCAUAAAGAUGUUCUCUCAAAGCAAUCCCCGUACUUCCGGGCCGCCCUUGAGGAAGGAAGGUGGAAGGAAAGCCAGGACAACGUCGUGGAACUAGAUGAGACCGAACCGAAAAUAUUCGAAGAUUUCUUGGUCGAGUGGCUUUACACUGGCAAGCUCGAUGAGGACCUCGCAGAAUUGACGCUCAUCGAGGGAUAUAUCUUCGCAGACCGCUAUGACUUCCCAAGAUUGCGGUUUGAUGUCAUCGCAAGUAUCCAUGGACAUUACACGGAAGAAAUGACGGAUGACUUGCCGUCUUACGAUGCCAUAAUCUUAGCAUUUGAGAGCCUCCCGCCUAGGUGCAAACUCUGCGAAUUCCUUGUGGAUCUUUACGGCUCUCGGUGGAAACCUUAUCAUGAUUACAUCAACAGUAGAGAGCUAGAACUUCGAGAGCAAUUGCCGAUGGCUUUCCUCAUGAGAUGGUUGGAGAAACUUGGGAACCGCCCAUACAUUGGCGAUGGAGGACUCGAACAUGGUCUUGGUCACUAUUCUGAGCAGAUGGAAGAGGUGCAAUCUCGGGCAUCCGAGUAA
Molecule: messenger RNA, 669 nt
Organism: Lasiodiplodia theobromae
Lineage: Eukaryota; Fungi; Ascomycota; Dothideomycetes; Botryosphaeriales; Botryosphaeriaceae
Product: Btb poz domain containing protein
Exons: 2
Coding region: 1-669 (222 amino acids)
Molecular function (GO): protein binding
Source: RefSeq, a predicted model, not a curated record